UGUAAAUGUUGGCUUCUAAAAAACCCUUGGAAAGAAGAUGAGAGGCUGGUAGCGAAAGAAGUGUUUUUUUCGCCUCAGAAAUGGAGGCAAAUCUGUGUGCAUCUCUAGGCCUCCCAUCUCCAAACUCUCAAAAUCACCACAACCCAGCAAUCCAAACUGACUUCACUAACCUCUUCGCUCAAUUCUCCUCUCUUAUAUUGAUUAAAAACCCAGAAAAACCGACCAAAACCCGCAAUAAAACCACCCUCCCAUUUGCCUCAAACUCCUUAAAUUCCCAGAUUUUCGCACCAAAAAGCCCAAAAUGGGUCCAAUCCACCUCAAGAAACAGCCCCAAAGUCCAAUCUUUAAUGAAAAACCUCUCUGUUUUUGAGAGAGCACUUAUAGGAGCAGGUGGCGGCGGCAUAGCCGGUGCAUUUACUUAUGUGUGUCUGCACCCGCUGGAUACAAUUAAAACGAAGUUGCAAACAAAGGGUGCAUCUCAGAUUUAUAAAAAUACACUUGAUGCUGUGAUUAAGACCUUUCAAGAUAAAGGGAUUUUGGGGUUUUAUAGUGGUGUAUCUGCUGUUAUUGUGGGUUCUACUGCAUCUUCAGCCGUGUAUUUUGGUACUUGUGAGUUUGGUAAAUCAAUUUUGUCAAAAUUUGAGAAGUAUCCAUCCGUGCUUAUCCCUCCAACUGCUGGUGCAAUGGGCAAUAUUGUGUCAUCAGCAAUAAUGGUGCCUAAAGAAUUGAUUACGCAGCAAAUGCAAGCUGGUGCAAAGGGGAGAUCUUGGGAAGUUUUGCUGAGAAUUUUGGAAAAAGAUGGUAUCUUGGGUCUUUAUGCAGGGUAUUCUGCUACUUUGUUAAGGAAUUUGCCUGCUGGUGUUCUGAGUUAUUCUUCAUUCGAGUAUUUAAAAGCUGCUGUUUUGACUAAGACUAAAAAGAACAGUUUGCUGCCAAUUGAAAGUGUGAGCUGUGGGGCACUGGCUGGGGCUAUUUCAGCGUCUUUAACCACACCACUUGAUGUGGUUAAGACCAGGUUGAUGACCCAAAUGAAUAAGGACGUUGUGGAUAAGGCUGCAGCUGUAAUGUAUAGUGGUGUUUCGGCGACAGUGAAGCAGAUUUUGACGGAGGAAGGGUGGGUAGGUUUUACUAGGGGAAUGGGUCCUAGAGUGGUUCAUAGUGCUUGCUUUUCGGCUUUGGGAUACUUUGCAUUUGAGACGGCAAGGCUUACUAUCUUGCAUCGGUACUUGAGGCACAAGGAGUUGCGCGAGUUGGAUGCUGCUCCUACUUGAUUGGUGGCUGUGAAUUGGGGAUUGAUUGUCAUUGCUGCUGGUAAUUCUUGUCCCUUGUUUUUCUCGUUGGUUGCUUUUUCUAUUGGUGAAAUGGUUGUAAACUAAUUUUCGUUUCUGCAUUUGUACGCACUUGGAAUAAGAAAAUUCAACAUGGUUGGUCUCUUAUUAUUAGCAUGAAA
Populus trichocarpa (black cottonwood) is the source of this 1450-nucleotide messenger RNA. RefSeq names its product protein MITOFERRINLIKE 1, chloroplastic. Gene Ontology annotation, cellular component: mitochondrial inner membrane. Gene Ontology annotation, molecular function: S-adenosyl-L-methionine transmembrane transporter activity. Bases 81 to 1271 code for a protein of 396 amino acids. NCBI's taxonomy places the organism in Eukaryota, Viridiplantae, Streptophyta, Magnoliopsida, Malpighiales, Salicaceae. The transcript has a single exon. The record is from RefSeq and is a predicted model, not a curated record.